This is a messenger RNA of Triticum turgidum subsp. durum (durum wheat), 1386 nucleotides long. NCBI's taxonomy places the organism in Eukaryota, Viridiplantae, Streptophyta, Magnoliopsida, Poales, Poaceae. The record is from the annotation of a GenBank genome assembly.
AUGAAAGAGAGCGAGGACGGCGGCCGCCGCCGCCGCAGGCCCCAAACCCAGGCGAGUGACGAGGCCGUCGGAGUGACCCGCCGCCAUCCCCAGCUUCACGCGAGCGAGGAGGUUGCCGGAGUGGCUCGCCGCCGCUCCCGUUCCCAGAUCCGCGCGACUAGCGAGGGCGCUGAAGUGAUCUGCCGCCGCGGAGUCUUCCCGCCGGCGCUGGCGUCGCCGAUCGAAGACGACGGCCUCCUGAGGGAGAUCCUCCUUCGUCUCCCGCCGCAGCCCUCCUUGCUCGUCCGGGCCUCCGCGGUCUGCAAGCAGUGGCGGUGCGCGGCCACCGACCCCAAGUUCCUCCGCCGCUUCCGCCUCCACCACCGGAAGCCGCCCCUCCUCGGCCUCUUCCACCGCCGCAAGGAUGAUAUCGUCUUCACCCCCGUCAUGGACCGUCCCGACCGAAUCCCUCCAAGUCGUUUCGACCUGCAUCUCCUGGACACCGACAGCCACAACAUGUGGAUGGUGGAACUGCUUGAUUGCCGCCACGGCCGCGUCCUUCUCAUGGACACACUAUGGGAUGAGGUCAUCAUGUGCGAACCUAUCACCGGCGAGCAGCACCGCUUGACCGUUCCGGCAGAGUUCGUAAGGAACCGGUUCACCGGGGCUGUGCUCUGUGCUGCCAUCGACCAUGACCACGUGCACGGAAGCUGCCACUUGAGCCCAUUCAAUGUGGUGUUGAUCUCCGUUUUCGGAGGGAAUAAUCAACCUAUCGCCUGUGUUUACUCCUCGGAGAUUGGUGAAUGGGGUGAUAUCAUUCCAUCAACCGUUUCAUUUGAGCUUUCUUACGAACAUACCCCUGGGUUGCUUGUUGGUAAUGCCCUUUACUGGUUGUUGGAUUCUAUAGGCAAUGAUAUACUUAAGUUUGAUUUGGAUGAGCAGAGCCUAGCUGUGAUUAGGGGGCCUCCUCUUACAAAUGAUUUUCGCCAUGGUAGUCAUUGCAUCAUCCAGGCUGGGGAUGGCGUGAUUGGGUUCGCCAUAUUGUCUUACCCUCACUUACAAAUGUGGCAGAGGAAUAUCAAUUUUCACGGUGUUGCCACAUGGGUGCUAUGGAAAACAAUUGAUAUGCGUAUGAUUAUUGGGCUCCCUAAACAGAUUCAAGGAAAGAGGGCAGUUGUGAGACGUAUAUUGGGAUCCCUUGAGGAUAGUGAUGAAAUACUUCUAUCUGUGGGCCGUGGUGCCUAUAAGGUUCAACUUAAGUCGAUGAAGCCUAAAAAACUUUGUGAAAACGGUUAUUUAACUCGCUAUCAUUCUUUCACCAGUUUCUAUCCUCCAGGCACAUCUAUUGCUGGUGGAUUUGAUGGAGCUGACAUGAUGCAUGAUUCACAAGGUGAUAGUUUGGUUUGA